AUGAAUCAAAAAAUUACAUUUGCUACUAUCUUGAUUGCGUUUUCCGUAUUCUUUAUCUGCUUUACAAAUGCUUCUCCAAUUGAAUUGUCACCUCGUAAAUCUCCGCUCGUAGUCUGUGAAUACUCUCAAAGCCAAUACAGAGUUUAUGGUAAUAUUUGGGUUACUCCAAAUAACGAAAACUGUAAAGUACACGUAAAUUUUGCUGGCGGAAGGUCCAGUUGCCAUUAUGUACUUUAUAUUGAUGGCUGUGAAAGUGAACCAAUUUCAUUUAAGCCAGACGGGUGUGCAGAAUAUACUUACAGGCUCGAAGGUAGAAGUCCAGCAGAAUUAGAAGGGAAAACUUGUACUCUCUAUGAAAACGGUACACCUUGUGCCACGGGUUGUUUUGAAAGUAAAUAA
Messenger RNA from Diversispora eburnea, 399 nucleotides. The record is from the annotation of a GenBank genome assembly. Lineage: Eukaryota; Fungi; Glomeromycota; Glomeromycetes; Diversisporales; Diversisporaceae.